Molecule: messenger RNA, 1263 nt
Organism: Phytomonas sp. EM1
Lineage: Eukaryota; Euglenozoa; Kinetoplastea; Trypanosomatida; Trypanosomatidae
Source: the annotation of a GenBank genome assembly
AUGCAGGUCGGUGAUGGCUCUAUGAUGCAGAGGUUCCGGCGAUUUGACCUUUUCCCAAAGUUUGAUCGAAAAUUCGAGGUCGAUGCCCGUCAUCGGACGAUCUCGGGUGGGCUUUUUUCCGUUAUAUCUCUGAUCAUCAUUUUGGUGCUCAUCGUUAGUGAAACGUGCUAUUUUCUGUCGUCUCGCACGACACAGGAUAUGCUGGUGGAUUCCACGGUCGGGGGCGACAUGCCGAUCUCCUUCAACCUCACCUUCCACCGCAUCCCGUGCAACCUCCUCGUGAUCAACUCGAUCGACGCGCUCGGGAUGCAUAUGGAUCAUAUCGCCGCGAGGGCAGUGAAGACGCGCGUGGAGCCCGAUACGAUGCGGCCGCUUAGCGAGGGCGAUGCGAUUUCAAAGGAAGCCUUGUUUCCUAACCCCUCAUGGGAAGGGGAAAAAGAAAAAUGCCCCUCCUGCCACGGUGCCGAGUUAUAUGACGGGCAUUGUUGUUUCACCUGUGAUGAUGUGCGCAAUGCGUAUCAACAGAAACGAUGGCGAUUCGACGUGGAGGAUCCGACGCUCGUGCAGUGCGUGGAGGAGCGCAUGCGGCUCGCCGCCGCGUUCUUGGCAAAGGAAGGGUGUAGCAUCCACGUCGAGCUCUCCGUCGCUCGCGUGAUCGGCAUCCUCGAGUUCAUUCCCGGAGAACUUCACACCUCCCUUUUGGACACCCCUCACAUCGACACCGCAAAUGAAGGCUUCCAAAAUCUCAACCUCAGCCACGUGAUUCACCACCUCGAGUUCGGUGAGUCUUUUCCCGGGCAAAUCAACCCCCUUACUGGGAUUGAACAGAUCCGAGGGCGGGAGAAUGAUACCGGUGCGAAACGUUUCGUGAACGGUCGCUUUAGCUAUUUUGUAAAAGUCGUUCCCACCCGUUAUGAGGCGACCUCGUUGCUGUUGAGCACGAGCACCAUCACGGACUCCAGCCAGUACUCCGUUACCCACCACUUUACCCCUUCUUUGAAUUCGAAGGUCAUCCAAAAAGAAGGGGAUUCGCCAAAACCGGAGGCCGCAGGUCGGGUGAUACCUGGGGUUUUCAUCUCGUACGAUUUAUCACCGAUUAAACUUCACAUCAUGCGCAGCCACCCGUACCCGUCUUUCGCGCAUUUUUUCCUGCAGCUCUGUGCGGUGUGCGGGGGGGUCUUCACGGUGGCGGGCCUCGUCGACGCGAUGCUGUAUCAUAGUGUACGGAAGCUCAAAAAGCAGCGGGAAGGGAAGUUGAUGUGA